Messenger RNA from Colletotrichum phormii, 1818 nucleotides. Its product is annotated as acyltransferase family-domain-containing protein. Gene Ontology annotation, cellular component: membrane. The transcript is spliced from 2 exons. NCBI's taxonomy places the organism in Eukaryota, Fungi, Ascomycota, Sordariomycetes, Glomerellales, Glomerellaceae. Bases 1 to 1818 code for a protein of 605 amino acids. Gene Ontology annotation, biological process: polysaccharide biosynthetic process. The record is from RefSeq and is a predicted model, not a curated record. Gene Ontology annotation, molecular function: acyltransferase activity, transferring groups other than amino-acyl groups.
AUGCGGUUCACAAACCCAUUCUCGCAUCCUCCACGGGACACUUAUGAGCGACAUUCUCUCAUCACCGCAGAGCAAGAUGGACGAGCCUCGCCUUCAACAGAAUCGCUGGACGAGAUCAUCGACAUCGAGAAGCAUGAGUACCCCUUCUUGGUCUCAGUGAGAUCCGCAAGGAACUCAGUGUCCUCGUUUCUCAACGAACACCUUCACCUCGGGGGCGACCUAACAUGGACGGAUCGCCUCCUCACACUCCUCACCAAACUGAAGCCAUUCAUCUUUCUCUUCCUCCCCACCUUUUUCGUCAGCCCCUUCAACUACUUCACAACAUCCUCAACCCAGCGCCCGAAGUCAAAGAAAUUAGGCCCAACAGCGUACCUAGACGGUCUGCGCGGCGUCGCAGCCUUCGUCGUCUACAUCUUCCACUUCUCCUACCUCUGGUACCCCGACCUCCGCUGGGGCUAUGGCCUCGGCCACGAGAUGUUCUGGCAGAUGCCCAUCAUCCGGGCCCUACACUCCGGCCGCGCCAGCGUUACCGUCUUCUUCGUUAUCUCGGGAUUCGUCCUUACACUCAAGACGCUCACAAUGAUCCACAAGGGUAAAAUGUAUCAGGCGUUUAGCGCAUUGGCCGGCUCAGCAUUCCGCCGCCCGUUUCGACUGUACCUCCCUAUCUUCGCGUCGACGUUUAUUAUUGCGCUCUUGUUACAUCACUGGUUCUGGAGUACGGUGGACUUGAUGAACCCUUUCCGAGUUAUCGUGAAUCGGGAGAAUAUGAAGGGAAGCGAGUACGAUGGGCAUCUCUGGACGAUCCCCGUCGAAUUCAAGGGCUCGUUGCUCGUCUUCUUCCUCUUACUUAUUUUCGCUCGAGCAAAGAGAUGGAUCCACAUGGUUGGCGUCACAGGCGUCACAAUCUGGUUAGUCCGUAUCGGCGAUUGGGACCAAGCUCUCUUCUGUGGCGGACUCCUUCUCGCAGAGCUCUCCAUUAUCCUCCCCAGCACCACCCCGACGACAGCAGAGAUACCCGAAGAUGAGCUCCCUAGUCACAAACUGCGCGUCGUCAAAAGAGUCGGCUCGAAAUCUCUCCACAUUAUCCGCCACGUCGGCACAAUAGCCCUAUUCUUCCUCGGUCUGCAUCUCUUCUCCUAUCCCGAGUACUACGGUGCCUCGACCCCUGGCUUCAUCACGAUCUCGCAAUGGGUACCGGACUACUACAAGGCCAUGGGCGACCGCACCCAACUGUUCUGGAACUCCAUUGGUGCCAUAAUCUUCAUCUUCGCCAUGAUGUAUUCUCCGCCCGUACAUGUAUCCUUCAACCUGAAGGCCAUGAUUCUCAGGGGUCGCAAUAUCCGGCUGCCCUGGCAUCAGACAAGUUCAGACCUCAACGACACCGAAAAAGAAGAGAUUGCGGCGGCUGUGUCCUCCUCUUCCACAGAGGCCGAAGCAGACAUGGAAAGAGCCGAACCUCUCCUUCAACGCCCCUUCACCACCAGUUUCGCCCAGUACCUCGGACAGAUUUCCUACUCGUUGUAUCUAUGGCACGGCGCCAUUAAUCACAUGGUCGGAGUCAGGUGGCUAUCACCAGCGCACACAGCGUUGCAGCUCGCUGGUGCCCAGGCCAAGGUGCUCACGGAAGGUGGUAACGCCGCUGCUGGUGCUGAGAUGGUGAACAAGGCAUGGAGUGCGUACGCGCUUGCGUUCUUCUGGGGGUCCUUGGUGAAUACACUGGCGUUGUUUUGGGCGAGCGAUGUGUUUAAUCGGAUAGUCGAUGUGAAUGCUGUGAGGUUGACUCGCUGGCUUGGCGAGAAGGCUUGGAGGAAGGAUUGA